AUGAGUUCUUCAAGGUGCGUUUUCCAAGCAAAGCAGUUGUUCAUAGUGUGCCCUUGCGUCCCAUGGAAGGAACAGUAUUUGCUAGUAUCCCUCUUGUCCGGAUCUCCUUUCAAUGGUUGUGGCCUUCUUACCCAAGCUAAACUCAUCGCUUCUUUGGCCUGCCCGCUUAGUCGGUUGAUCUUCCUGCUUAAUAGACUUCUUUGUGGCGAUUCGAUCUCAGAGCGCGUAGCGUUCUGCGGUCACGAAGACCUCUACCAGAGUCUGGCUGGGAGUGAUGGUCAGCUUGCGAUACAAGUCUUGUUCAGCUGGAAGGCCUUUCUUGAAAGCAGAGGAUGCGAUUCAGUCGUCACUUCCUAUAACAUAAGCGAGCUCCUUGAAGCUGCUGAUCAACCCGGACGACAGAGUGUGGAACCAGUCUUGGGCUGCUUCUCGCAAGGUCAUCGCAAACACCUUGCACAUUAG
This is a messenger RNA of Prunus armeniaca (apricot), 462 nucleotides long. The record is from the annotation of a GenBank genome assembly. NCBI's taxonomy places the organism in Eukaryota, Viridiplantae, Streptophyta, Magnoliopsida, Rosales, Rosaceae.